AUGGUUGAAGCAGCAGUUUCCUAUGUUACGGAACUGCUUAUUGAUCUUUUCCAAAGAAAAAUUGUUUUCCUGAGAAAUGUCCAACAAGGAGUUGAAGGAGUGCGAAAUGAGCUCAUCCGGCGAAAUGAGCUCAUCCGUAUGAAGUACUUCCUGAAAGACGCAGAUAUGAAGCAAGAGGAAGAUGAGGCCGCAACCAUCCGAAAUUGGAUAUCUGAAAUCAGAGCAGUUGCCUACCAUGCUGAGGAUGUGAUUGAAAUAUUCAUCCACCAAGUUGAGUCCCAGCAACGACAGGGUUUCUUCAUCAAAUGUGUCUUCUAUCCUAAGAAACUAUACUGUCUUUACAAAGUAGGGAAAGAGCUCGAAUUGAUUCAGACCAGAAUUCUUGAAAUAUCUAAUAGUCGUGAAAGAUAUGGCAUCAGGCCUAUUCAAGGGCUCGGAGAUGGUGAAGGUUCAAGCACAACACGCGAGAAGAUGCGUGAACUACGACGCUCCUCACCCUUGGUUGCCAAUAAGGAUGUUGUUGGUCUAGAGAAGCAUGUGAGUGCUGUCAUGUCAAUCCUUCUGAAGGAGGACAAACGGCUUCGCGUUGCUUCAAUUGUUGGUAUGGGAGGCGUUGGCAAGACAACUCUUGCCAAAGAAGUUUAUAACCAAACUCAAAUCAGAGACAAGUUUGAAAGUCGGGCAUGGCUUUAUGUAUCCCAAGAUUAUAAGCCCAUGAAGACCAUAUUCAAGGAACUCAUUUUACAACUGGCAGAUCCAGAAGAAGAUAAAGUGAAGAUACUGAAAACGAUGGACAAAUUGUCCCAGGCUGAAGCAUGGGAUCGCAUUGUUAGGUCAUUUCCCAACAACGGUAAGUCAAGUAGAUUUCUACUUACCAGCCGGAGAAGGGAGGUUGCUUUGCAUGCAGAUGCCCAUACUACACCCUACAAACUUGAAGUAUUGAAUGAAGAGGAGAGCUGGGAACUUUUUCUCAAGAAAGCACUUGCCGAGGAUAGAGAAUGUCCACGGGACUUGGUGGACGUGGGGAAAAAGAUUCUGGAAAAGUGCGACGGCUUGCCACUGGCAAUCACUGUCAUGGGAGGCCUCUUGGCUGGGAAGAAGAAGCAAAGAA
Capsicum annuum is the source of this 1111-nucleotide messenger RNA. RefSeq names its product putative disease resistance protein At1g50180. The transcript is spliced from 2 exons. Gene Ontology annotation, molecular function: ADP binding. The record is from RefSeq and is a predicted model, not a curated record. Gene Ontology annotation, biological process: defense response to other organism. Lineage: Eukaryota; Viridiplantae; Streptophyta; Magnoliopsida; Solanales; Solanaceae. The annotation marks the transcript as partial.